GCAUUGGAUUAUGCUGUACAAGUUGACAGGUAUUUAAAACAAGUUCGACAAGAUGCACAAACAAAUAUUUAUCGACGGCAACGACAAUAUCAACAAUAUUAUAAUCAAGGAAGAAGUGAUAUCAAGUUUAAUAUCGGACAACUAGUGAUGAAGAAAGUGAUGGGUAGAAAGCCGGGGAGAUCAGCAAAAUUAGAUGAGAAAUGGAACGGACCAUGGCGGAUUAUUAAGCAACAAGGACGAUUGAAUUACGUUAUUGAAAAUAUAUUAACAAAACAACAAGAUGUAGCUCAUGUACAAAAACUAUGUCGGUGUUAG
Didymodactylos carnosus is the source of this 315-nucleotide messenger RNA. NCBI's taxonomy places the organism in Eukaryota, Metazoa, Rotifera, Eurotatoria, Philodinida, Philodinidae. The record is from the annotation of a GenBank genome assembly.